AUGACCAAACUGUCAGAAAGCGUUUACAUCUAUCGGCCCGAGACACCGACGCCAGCAUCUUCGCCCACGGACGCAACCUCACCACCUCAAAAGCGCGUGCCAAAGCUCAUUAUCCUCGCCACGUGGAUGGGGGCCCGCGACCUGCACAUCGCCAAGUACCUCGUCCAGUACCAAGCCCUUUACCCGACCGCCCCAAUCUUGCUCCUCCGCUCCGAGCCGCGGCACUUCCUGCGCCCGGGCGGCAACCCGCGCGACUUCGCCCCCGCCGCCCCCUUCGUCCGCAACAUCUUCCCCAACCUCGGAGUCCCCGGCCGGGACGAUACCGACGAGACCAAACCCACCAACCCAGAACCCGAACUCCUCCUCCACGCCUGGUCCAACGGCGGCGCCGCCUCGCUGCUGCACCUCCGGACGGCGCUCGCCGUCUCCGCACCCGGAACCGCACCCGCGGGCGGGGGUUCCCCGGCGACGCUGCCGCGGUACACGCUGGUGCUGGACUCGUCGCCGGGGCGGUUCCGGUACGGGGCCGGGUACCUGGCGUUCAGCGCGGGCUUGCCGCGGGGGUGGGCGGCGCGGUGGCUGGCGGCGCCGUUCUUGCACGCGCUCUGCCUGUCGUACUGGGUGCGGCACACGCUGUUGGGGCGGGGCCGGACGGGCCCGAUGGCGGCGCUGGCGCGGGCGCUCAACGACGCGGGCGCGCGCCGCGCCGAGGUGCGCCGCACCUACGUCUACGGGCCCGCGGACCGGCUCGUGCACUGGCGGGACGUCGAGGACCACGCCGAGGAGGCCGUCCGCGGCGGGUUCGCGGCCGUGCGGAGGGAGAGGUUCGAGGCCGGCGAGCACGUCGCCCACCUGAGGGUGGAUGCCGGGCGGUAUUGGCGCGUGGUGAGGGAGACGUGGGAGGGCAUGGAGAUACAUUAUAAGUGGUACAUGGCUUGCUCGACUCUUCCAUAUCAUGGCGGCUUUCGUACGUGGCCGGCCCCCCUCUCAGUUCCUGUCCCGGCCAACCGACACUCGGCGCCCGGCAUCCCACCCGCGCCGGCGGCCGGCUUUCUUCUUGGUCCCGCCCCAGCCCGCGCCGGCGACCUCGAGCGCCUCGAGAGCGUCGUCCAUACCGCCGUCGUAACCCUCGUCAGCCUCCAGCUCGGCGGCGCAUGCGUCGCACUCUUGGUCGUGCGGCUUCUCGCAGCUGAGCUCCUGGCUGAGCUCUUCCCAUGUGAAGGUCUCGGAGCAGUGCGGGCAUGUCCCCUUGAACACGACGAGUCGGCACAUGGCUUGCCAAGAGGGAGCACAGCAAACGAGGCGAGCGGUCUAUGGUAUGAAAGUGUUUGGGUGGGUGUGGGGGGUGUUUGCGCCCGAGGUCCUUGGUUGUCCUUGGCGGCACAAAUCCGCGCUUCUCCAAUCCGGGACGGCGUGGCGCAAUGA
Molecule: messenger RNA, 1425 nt
Organism: Chaetomium fimeti
Lineage: Eukaryota; Fungi; Ascomycota; Sordariomycetes; Sordariales; Chaetomiaceae
Exons: 5
Coding region: 1-1425 (474 amino acids)
Source: RefSeq, a predicted model, not a curated record